This is a messenger RNA of Cooperia oncophora, 333 nucleotides long. NCBI's taxonomy places the organism in Eukaryota, Metazoa, Nematoda, Chromadorea, Rhabditida, Trichostrongylidae. The record is from the annotation of a GenBank genome assembly.
AUGGCAUGUGUAGACGCUUUGACUGAUAUUACCACCCUUUAUUUGGAGAAGGUAGCCAGCUGGGUGCAGGAAUGUGCAGUCCAUGCCGGGCGUUCAGAGCCGUCAAUCACUGAUGUUGGAACAGCAUUCACGCUAAUGAAAAUUAGUGAACGUGAACUAUAUGAGUACAUGAGGCAAGUUCGGUCAGUGGUGGAAUAUGAAGCGGCGCCCAAGUUUCCUGUCAGAAUCCGAAAAUCUAACUAUUCUAUAAAUAUUCAUAGUCCUCCCAAAGAACUUCAUUCAGUGGAAAAAGAAGAUCACCUCGCUAGUGAUCAAGAGACAUCAGGCUUGUAA